AUGCCACCGGCAGGUUCACCACUCUCUCCAAAGAUGGAGUCUCUAGCUAUUCCGUCGCAGGCCAGACGUCUGCCAGCGCCCCACCACCGUCAGCAUUCUUCGAGCACCGCUGCGUCUCUCAGGUUGCCGACUUUACCACGUUUCCACCCAGCCAACUUCCCCUCCCAGACGUCAAGCGCAGGGACGACGCCUGCCACAGGACCGAGUAGCCCUCAGCCGCCGCUCUCACCGCGGGCUUAUCAGAAGCAGUACUCAGACGCCCAGAAGCAAAUGUACCUCUAUCAGAGGGAGCUCAUUGCCAGCGCUUCUCGUCAGGCCCGGGGCACAAAUGCAAAGCCUACGAGCCCACGUCUGAUCCCGAUGGGCAGUCCUGGACCUGUGACUCCCUUGGAGCUCGAGGAUGCCGACAGCUACCUCACGGCUGGCGUCAAUUCUGCAGACGCUGCUUCUCGCGUCGACAAGCUCAUCAACGAGGAGGCUCUUCGUCGUGGUGAGGCUCCAGGACGACCAACCUCGGUCGGUGGAAGAUGA
This is a messenger RNA of Lindgomyces ingoldianus, 531 nucleotides long. RefSeq lists its product as uncharacterized. The record is from RefSeq and is a predicted model, not a curated record. The transcript has a single exon. NCBI's taxonomy places the organism in Eukaryota, Fungi, Ascomycota, Dothideomycetes, Pleosporales, Lindgomycetaceae. The coding region runs from base 1 to 531 and encodes 176 amino acids.